Molecule: messenger RNA, 903 nt
Organism: Acaulospora morrowiae
Lineage: Eukaryota; Fungi; Glomeromycota; Glomeromycetes; Diversisporales; Acaulosporaceae
Source: the annotation of a GenBank genome assembly
AUGUCGAAUUCUCAGAAACGUUCUGAUUCUUGGAGUGAUGUGGAAAGGAAAUCAAAAAGGCGAAAAGAUAGGUCAUACUACAAGAAACAGAGUACGAUUACAAGCUUGACACCAAAUAUUUCCGGAAUUUUUGCCAGCUGCACAAAAUCCAAAGAGGCACUUUGUGUGAGAGAAUGCUACGAUCUUUUUAAUGCGUACGCAGAAAAAUUAUAUGAACCUAAAGAUUCCAAUAGCGCGCUUUCCAACUCAGAUGUUGAAGAUGAGGAUAUCGAAAAUUCUAUAGCAAAAGAGCUUGCACAGAUGAGACAACCGCAUACAUCACAUCGAUUCGCAUCAAUUCAAACCGGAACAGAUUGUGUUGUAUUCGUAAAGACCGACCCGUCAAUUAAUCCUGUUCAUCUGGUCCACCAUAUUUUAACCGAUUUGAACAAUUCAGGGCAGAAGAAAACACGAUUCUGUAAGCGACUUAUUCCAAUCACGAAAACUUGCUACGCCAACAUGAAUGAUAUUGAGAAGCUGUCUGAGGAGGUGAUAAAGCCACAUUUUUACACGCAGGACCGAGAUCAGCAACAAAAGAUCAAGUACGCGGUUGUUCCAAAUAUUCGGAAUAAUCAAACUGUUGAAAGAAUGGAGUUGAUCACACUGAUUGCGCGAGUGGUUGGCAAUUAUCAUGUCGUCAAUCUUGAUGAGCCAGACUUGGUCAUCAUCGUAGAGGUUUUUAAGAGCAUAUGCGGUAUGAGUGUUCUAUCGGAUUAUAAGAAACUGAAAAGGUAUAACGUUGAAAGUAUAUUUGAAGGAAAAAGUAAAGAUAAUAUUGCGCAAGAACAUAAAUUAAAUGAGGAAACAGGACUUACCGAGGAAAACAAUGGUCCACAAAUUUUGAUAAGCCUUAGGCUUGGUUGA